Pseudomassariella vexata is the source of this 354-nucleotide messenger RNA. Its product is annotated as ribosomal protein S10 domain-containing protein. Bases 1 to 354 code for a protein of 117 amino acids. The transcript is spliced from 3 exons. The record is from RefSeq and is a predicted model, not a curated record. Gene Ontology annotation, biological process: translation. Gene Ontology annotation, molecular function: RNA binding; structural constituent of ribosome. Gene Ontology annotation, cellular component: ribosome; cytosolic small ribosomal subunit. NCBI's taxonomy places the organism in Eukaryota, Fungi, Ascomycota, Sordariomycetes, Amphisphaeriales, Pseudomassariaceae.
AUGUCCGGCUACAACAAGGGCGAGAAGGACUUCGGCGAGGCGCCCAAGACGCACCGCAUCCGCAUUACGCUGACCAGCCGCAAGGUCGCGUCGCUGGAGAAGGUUUGCUCCGAGCUCAUCGAGCGCGCCAAGUCCAAGGACCUGCGCAUCAAGGGCCCCGUCCGCCUUCCCACCAAGACCCUCAAGGUCACCACCCGUAAGACCCCUUGCGGUGAGGGUUCCAAGACCUGGGAUUGCUUCGAGAUGCGCAUCCACAAGCGCAUCAUUGACUUGAACGCCCCCACCGAGAUCGUCAAGCAGAUCAUCGUCAACAUCGAGGCCGGUGUCGAGGUCGAGGUCACCAUUGCCGCAUAA